Fundulus heteroclitus (mummichog) is the source of this 3110-nucleotide messenger RNA. RefSeq names its product leucine-rich repeat-containing protein 17. The coding region runs from base 121 to 1515 and encodes 464 amino acids. NCBI's taxonomy places the organism in Eukaryota, Metazoa, Chordata, Actinopteri, Cyprinodontiformes, Fundulidae. Gene Ontology annotation, cellular component: voltage-gated potassium channel complex. The transcript is spliced from 6 exons. The record is from RefSeq and is a predicted model, not a curated record. Gene Ontology annotation, molecular function: voltage-gated potassium channel activity; potassium channel activator activity; transmembrane transporter binding.
UGCUGUUGCAUCAAGACCAACACAGCCGUCCGGUAAACAGCUGGCUAAGAACUCUCAUCACAGAUUCCUGCUUCGACUUGAGCUCCUGUUGGUGAAAAUAAAAUCCCUGCAGUGCUCAGGAUGCGAGUGAUCGCCCCUCUCGUUUUAACCUUUAUUGCUCUCUCACUGCUCCCGUCCAUUGAGAUGAAGAGACCAGGGAAGGGCAGGGGCCUUAAAGGCGCCAGACAGAAACUUACACAGGACAGGUUAAGGAGGAAGGCUUUGAGGCGCCAGAGCAGAUCCGGCCCUUCUGGGCUUGUGACGCCAAACUGUUCAGAGAUGACACAAUCAGAUGGACUCUACGUGGACUGUCAGGACCAAAGUCUCACUUCUAUCCCCCCCUCCAGUGCCUGGUCCGGAGUACCAAAGCACCUCCUUCUGGCCCGGAACCAAAUUAAAGUUCUCAGGGAUGGAGCCUUCCUUGGAUAUAAACGUUUAAUAAGUCUGGAUCUUCAACAGAAUCAGAUCUCUCAGAUUGAGGAAGGGGCUUUUCAGGGUCUAACGCAUCUGACGACCCUUCUGCUGCAACACAACCAACUGAGAACGCUCAGUGAAGAGACCCUCCUCCCAAUGCCGAACCUUCACUAUCUGCGAUUAUACAACAACCCCUGGAAAUGUCUCUGUCCAAUGGAAAGCCUCAUACGUACUCUUCAAGUCCCAAGCAACCGCAAUCUAGGAAGCCACGCAAGGUGUGCAGGGCCGAUCAGUCGUAAGAACAGGAAGCUGAAGGAGAUUAAUCCCGAGUCACUUUGUGAGGAAUCGAACCAAAUAGGCGACCUAAAUGGCAACGUGACACACCCUAUAGAGCCCAGUCCGAUCCGCGGAAAAUCUGACGCCACCACGCUUUGCCACACCUAUAUUUUCCCUCGCACGUGGAUGGACUGCAGGAACCGAGGUCUUACUGAGGUGCCCUCGGGUAUUCCAGAGGAUGUUGUUGGGGUCGAUCUGUCCCAUAAUUCAAUCCACCAUCUCAAACCCAGGGAUUUCCAAGGAGCAAAAAGUCUCAGAAACCUGAACCUCAGCAACAACAACAUGGAGCGGAUUGACACGGGUUCCCUCUCUGGGCUCUUACACCUUCAUGAGCUGGACCUGUCAUCCAACGGGCUGCGUUUUGUUCAGUACGGGGUCCUUGAAGAUUUGUACUUCUUGUCCAAGCUAAAACUAGAAGGAAAUCCUUGGGUGUGCGACUACAAUAUCCACUACAUGGCUUACUGGCUACGUCUGCAUCCAGGAGUGAAGCACUCUGGUCUGCUGUGUCAGUCUCCUCUAGAGUACAUGGGUGACAGAGUGGAGGACUACAUGCAUUCCUACAACAGAGAGUGUCCUAAGGAGAGACAGCUCAGUGGACUGGAUCAAAACCAAAAGGACGCCGAGCUUUGGGGCACACCAAUGGAGCUACAAGGAGAAGUGGAAGAAGAGCUGGAGCCGAGCCACCUGAGAACCUCACAAAAAUACGAGAUCUUCAAACUGGCCUGAUUCACGUGAUUUUUAUUCUAUUUUAUUUUUUUUAAAUGAAGACUCCUUUUUUCCUUGGUCUGCAUCAGCUUGUCAAGUUGCCUUUUUUUAUUUUCAUUAAUUUUUACAUUUUGUCAGCAUUAUCUGGGAAUUCAUAAUACGGCCAACAUCGCUCUGACUAGUUUGAUUCUUAAUAAUUUUAAACAGCACAGUUUAAAUUGAUUGCUUGUGGAUAAAUAAAAGGGGAAAAAGAGCCAACUUACUGAUGUAUUUUAAGCUGGACCACUUUAACGACGUGCAGCCGCGCAGGUUCAGGCGGGUCACAAAGGGCCGGUAGCUCUGCAGAAUUUGCUGCACCGUGCUGUCUGUUAUCCAGUCUUUCCCCACAGAGAAGUUAAUCUAGCAGGGGGAAAAACAUUUUAGGUAUAAACCUUUAACACCGUGCUAAAUUAUAGUGUUCAUCCUACUUGAGCCUUUUCAGUUUAUGUCACCUUAAAGCAACAGCGAAUUUUGCAGAGAAUUUCAGAAAGAUCAAAAUUAGUCAUCAUGAAGUUCAAAGAAACACUAUUUUUUUUUAAAAGUAAAAAUCUGAAACAUGUUGCCUUCAUAUGUAUUCAUCUAGAGAAAGACACUUCUGCUCAUUCUUUUUUGGUAAAAUAGCUCAAGCUCAGUCAGACUGGAAGCAAAGCAUCUGGAACAUCAGUUUUAAAGUUUUGCUUGAUUUGAUUUAUGUCUGGACUGUUUUUUUUUUAAGCGUAGAUGCACUUUGAUCUAACCCAUGACUUUGUAGCUCUUUGUUUAGGGUCAAUGUUUUGCUGGAAGGUGAACAUCUGUCCCAGUCUGGAGUCUUUUGCUGUCUUUUGCAUUUAGCUCCAUCCAUCUUGUCUGACCAGCCUCCCUGUCUCUGCUACAGAAACGCUUCCCCACAGCAUUGUGCUGCUACCAUGUUUCACUCCGACUAUUGCCAUUUUUAGGGCGAUGUCCUGUGUUAAUUUAGCAUUUGGGCUAACAAAGGAGAAUUUUGUUCUCACCUGACCAGAGCGUCUUCUUCCACUUGUUUGUGGAGUCUUCAACAUGGCUGAUGGAAAUUUGCUAAACAGCUUUUGGCUUUCUUUUGGCCACUCAUCCUCAAUGGUCAGACUUGUGGGAUGCAUAACUAAUGCCACAGUUCUUGUUUAGACAGCUGAUCUUCUCCAGAGAUACCAUAGACCCAACGGUGCUUCUCUGAUUCAUGCCUCCUUACCUGGUCUGUUAGUUUAGGGGCACAACCAUGUCUUAGUGGGUCAGGGUGAGUUUGUGGUUGUCCCACAUUCAGAUGAUUGGACAGAGCUCUGUGAGAUGUUUUAAACUUUGUAUAUUUCAAAACCUGACCCACAUUUGAACUUCUCCAAAACUGUAUCCCUGCCCGCUGUGUCUUUUUGUUCUUCAUGAUGCCGUUUUUUUCCUCUAAGAAACGUCUUAAACUUUCAAUGAACAGCUAUAAUUCUACUAAGAUUAAAUCACAGACAGAAAAACAAACUCUAAUCACCAAUUAGGCUACUCCUAACAGAUUUUAUUAGGGGGGUUCAGAGUAAGAGGCCAUGUUACAAAACUAUGCCACAGUUUUAAGACCAUUA